Molecule: messenger RNA, 842 nt
Organism: Camelina sativa (false flax)
Lineage: Eukaryota; Viridiplantae; Streptophyta; Magnoliopsida; Brassicales; Brassicaceae
Source: RefSeq, a predicted model, not a curated record
AUUUUACGGAUAGAAGAAUAAAUUAAAGAUUUUUUCUCACAUAUUUUUUCAUUGGCUCCUGAUUUCAUAAAUUUAGGGUUUCCAAGAAUUCUCCAUUUCUCUCUUGCCGACUCUACCUAAAAGACUCUCUCUCUGGCUCACCUUUCUCUUAAUUAGAGACACAAAUCAUUCAAAAAGCAUACACAAAAAGAAAGAAGGGUUACUUAAAUUAGGAGAAUGGUGAGGGGAAAGACAGAGAUGAAGCGGAUAGAGAACGCAACGAGCAGGCAAGUGACUUUCUCCAAGAGAAGAAAUGGACUUUUGAAGAAAGCCUUUGAAUUAUCAGUCCUUUGUGAUGCUGAAGUUGCCCUAAUCAUCUUCUCUCCUAGAGGCAAACUCUAUGAGUUCUCUAGCUCCUCCAGUAUACCAAAAACAGUAGAAAGAUAUCAGAAGCGAAUACAAGAUCUUGGGUCUAACCAUAAGAGAAAUGAUAACUCACAGCAAUCGAAGGAUGAAACCUAUGGCUUGGCGAGAAAGAUCGAACAUUUGGAGAUUUCGACAAGAAAAAUGAUGGGAGAAGGACUUGACGCAUCUUCUAUAGAAGAGUUACAACAAUUGGAGAACCAGUUGGACCGAAGCUUAAUGAAAAUAAGAGCCAAAAAGUAUCAAUUAUUACGCGAAGAAAUUGAGAAGUUAAAAGAAAAGGAGAGGAACCUCGUUGCAGAAAAUAAAAUGCUGAUGGAGAAGUGUGAGAUGGGAGGAAGAGGAAUAGUAGCAAGAACUUCAUCAUCAACAACAACUGAAGAAGUGGACAUAGAUGACAAUGAAAUGGAAGUGGUGACUGAUUUGUUCAUUGGACCUCC